AGAGCGAGCCGCGUCCCCCGUCACGCCAACCACCGGUAAGCGAAGUGGGCCUCGCUCUCCUGGGUUAGCAGCCGUAGCCAGAUCCGUUGAAAGGAGUGCAGAGAGGGCUCAUUGCGCUCCCGAACAGACCUGACGUAGAUCCGAAGUGGCCCGCGCCAUCUCAACUAUGAGGGGACACCCGUAGGCGGCGGGACAGGGACGCCGCGAGGAGCCAAUAAAGCUCCGCAACCGGAAGUGUCUUCUGGGAGGGGACGUACCCGGAAGUGUGGCACCUCCCGGGCCGCACCCGGAAGUGUGAUGCCACCACCGCUACGGGGAAGUAAUGGUAUCCGGCCAAUUGAGAUUCGGGGUUAAAACAGGGAUGUGCAGAUGGAGGUCGGAGGAGACACUGCUGCCCCGGCCCCCGGGGGCGCGGAGGACUUGGAGGACACGCAGUUCCCCAGUGAGGAAGCUAGAGAAGGUGGAGGGGUUCACGCGGUCCCGCCGGAUCCCGAAGACGAGGGCCUGGAGGAAACAGGAUCCAAGGACAAGGACCAGCCACCCAGCCCAUCACCACCGCCCCAGUCAGAGGGCCUGUCAAGCACCUCUCGGCUCUGGAGUCCUGCAGCCCCUGAGAAUAGUCCCACACGUAGCCCUGAGAGUAGCUCUGGAGGCCAGGGCGGGGACCCCAGUGAUGAGGAGUGGCGCAGCCAGCGGAAGCAUGUGUUUGUGCUGAGUGAGGCUGGCAAGCCCAUCUACUCGCGGUAUGGUAGUGUGGAGGCGCUGUCGGCUACCAUGGGUGUAAUGACCGCCCUGGUGUCCUUUGUGCAGAGUGCGGGAGAUGCCAUCCGUGCCAUCUACGCUGAGGACCACAAGCUGGUGUUCCUACAACAGGGCCCACUGUUGCUCGUGGCCAUGUCACGGACUUCUCAGUCAGCAGCCCAGCUGCGGGGGGAGCUGCUAGCUGUGCACGCACAGAUCGUGAGCACACUUACACGUGCAAGUGUCGCCCGCAUCUUCGCACACAAGCAGAACUAUGACCUCCGCCGCCUGCUGGCUGGCUCAGAGCGCACACUGGACCGACUUCUGGACAGUAUGGAGCAGGACCCAGGAGCCCUGCUCCUGGGUGCCGUGCGCUGUGUGCCCCUUGCCCGCCCGCUGCGAGACGCACUAGGUGCGCUCCUCCGACGUUGCACAGCGCCUGGCCUGGCGCUGUCAGUGCUGGCAGUAGGCGGUCGACUGAUAACAGCAGCCCAGGAGCGGAAUGUGCUGGCCGAGUGCCGGCUGGACCCAGCUGACCUGCAGUUGCUGCUCGACUGGGUGGGUGCACCAGCCUUUGCGGCGGGUGAGGCUUGGGCACCUGUGUGCCUGCCCCGCUUCAACCCUGAUGGUUUUUUCUAUGCCUACGUGGCCCGCCUGGAUGCUAUGCCUGUCUGCCUGCUGCUGCUUGGCACCCAACGUGAAGCCUUCCAUGCCAUGGCCGCCUGCCGGCGCCUGGUCGAAGAUGGGAUGCAUGCCCUCGGUGCCAUGCGUGCCCUUGGGGAGGCUGCCAGCUUCUCUAAUGCCUCAUCAGCCAGUGCUCCUGCCUACAGCGUGCAGGCUGUCGGGGCGCCGGGCCUCCGGCACUUCCUGUAUAAGCCACUGGACAUCCCUGACCACCACCGCCAACUGCCCCAGUUUACCAGCCCUGAGCUAGAGGCCCCCUACAGCAGAGAGGAGGAGCGGCAGCGGCUGUCGGACCUGUACCACCGCCUGCAUGCUCGUCUCCACAGCACCUCCCGACCCCUGCGCCUCAUUUACCACGUGGCUGAGAAGGAGACACUACUGGCCUGGGUGACCUCCAAAUUCGAGCUCUAUACCUGCCUGAGCCCUCUGGUGACCAAGGCAGGUGCAAUCUUGGUAGUGACCAAACUCCUGCGCUGGGUGAAGAAAGAGGAGGACCGGCUCUUCAUUCGUUACCCACCCAAGUACUCCACACCACCAGCCACCUCUACGGACCAAGCUGCCCAUAAUGGCUUGUUCACUGGACUCUGAUAGUUGGAGCUCCCAGACCAGGCAGUGCUGGGAGCAACCACCUUUGUUUUUUACCUUCUGUCUACCCUGGAAAUGUGUGUGGGGGUGUGUCUGUGGCCAGUCAUUGUCUCCCUAAGCAAUGGGGCAAGGUCUGAGGGCCCGCUGAUGAGAGAGAUGGUGGCAGCCGCCAGGCUAGCAGGCUGCUUUCCCUGCCCGGUCAUGCACCUCCCCCUCUGGGGAAAUCCUUAGGCCUCCCUCUCCCUUCCCUCUGUCUCAUCUCCUCCACUUGGAUGAUGCUCUAGCCUCUGUCAGGGACUGUCCCCUCCAAACUUGCUUCCGUGGUCUGCCUCCUAGUUGAAUCUCAGCCCUGAGUGUCCAGAUCUGGCCAAGGUGUCUAGGGUGGCCCACAGGGGUGCUGGAAUUGGCACUUCAGGGCCAGGCUAUGCUUGGGACUGGCCUGAGGGUAUUUUAAAGAAAAAAACUACAUAAAAGGCCUAAAAGUAAGACCCACAGGGAUAUUCCUUUGCCCUUCUUGUACUUUUUUCAUCUUUACCCUGCCAGAAAUGACCCGCCCUCAAUGCUGGCUGCUGCUAACAUUAAUGAGAAGGUGGCCUUCAGUGUCCACCUGUGGAACCCGGGACACAGCACCUGACUGCACACAGUGGCUGAAAUCCAGCAUUUUUACAUAGGAGAUGCACUUAGCCUCUAAGCCUCAUUUUACUCAUCUGUGGAACAGAGAUAAGUAACCCUCUCUCAUGAACUCUUUGAUGAGGAUUUGUAAACGAAAACAGACUCGAACUAUUGUGUACCACCACAUAGCACAUGCACGUCUGUCCCAGAUUUUGACAACCUGCACAAGACAAGCAGCCUAAAGCAGGAGAGACCUCCCUAGGGUUUUGUAUGUGUGCACACUACCCUCACUCCCCAACUGGCCAUUACCCUAGUUCUGCCCUUGUUUGUGGAGUUACAGCCUCAAGGUUGUAGCAUGUGUGCCGGCAAUCAGGGCCGCAGUGUGUUCUGCGCCUGCCCAGAGCUGACUCCUGAUUUAACCGCGGGCGUAACCGCGGGUUGCACGCAUGCGUGCUGAAAAGCCUUUCACCCUCACGUGGUUUCUUUUUUAACCAGUCAUCAAGCGAGGCUCGCGCGCAGGCCCCGCGUUGGAAAAUGGCGGGGAAGCUGAAACCUCUGAAUGUGGAGGCGCCAGAAGCUGCUGAGGAGGCUGAAGGUAGUGAGGGCAAGUGGGCUGCACUCAUUUCUCUCCAACCAGGGCAGAAAGGAGGGAGGAUUCGUCCCAUUACAAUAAUGAAAUAAUGAUAUUCUAAUUUUUUUAAAUAAAAUGUUAAGCCUUUUGUUAUUGAAGAAAAA
Pan troglodytes (chimpanzee) is the source of this 3357-nucleotide messenger RNA. It is a transcript of the gene MON1B, whose product is annotated as MON1 homolog B, secretory trafficking associated. Gene Ontology annotation, cellular component: Mon1-Ccz1 complex. NCBI's taxonomy places the organism in Eukaryota, Metazoa, Chordata, Mammalia, Primates, Hominidae. The record is from RefSeq and is a predicted model, not a curated record. Gene Ontology annotation, biological process: vesicle-mediated transport; protein targeting to vacuole. The transcript has 6 exons. The coding region runs from base 370 to 2013 and encodes 547 amino acids.